Messenger RNA from Gaeumannomyces tritici R3-111a-1, 2543 nucleotides. RefSeq names its product phosphopantothenate-cysteine ligase. The transcript has a single exon. The record is from RefSeq and is a predicted model, not a curated record. Bases 286 to 1626 code for a protein of 446 amino acids. Lineage: Eukaryota; Fungi; Ascomycota; Sordariomycetes; Magnaporthales; Magnaporthaceae. Gene Ontology annotation, molecular function: phosphopantothenate--cysteine ligase activity. Gene Ontology annotation, biological process: coenzyme A biosynthetic process. Gene Ontology annotation, cellular component: nucleus; cytoplasm.
AUUGAUCUGCCCACAUCAAAUCCCACGUUUGGAUCCGUCUGGUGAUGUUGCCGAGGCAUUUGUUCGGUUGAUGUGGCAGUCUGGUCUCACCUGUCUUCGGCUGUAUUCUGGGCACCUAUAUAAAUCACCCAGCACAGAUUGACAGGAUUGACAGCCAGCCUCUGCCUCCUGUCGCUGCUGGGCGUGCCUUGGUGUGUCUUGCCUCGUCAUCGACAACACUCUUACUCUCAUUCUCACCCUCACCUUCACACUCUCCCCCUAACCCACAUCCUCAACACACUCACAAUGCCACCCCAACCACCACCCCCCAUGACGCCAGACCUGGCCGCCGAGGACCACUACUUCGGCAGCAACCCGCCGCCCAAGGGCCUGGCCGCGCACGAGGCGCUGGCCCGGGCCUUCAUCGACUCGCACCGGGCCGCGGGCCGGCGCGUGGUGCUGGUGACGUCGGGCGGCACGACCGUGCCGCUGGAGCGCCAGACGGUGCGCUUCAUCGACAACUUCAGCGCCGGCACCCGCGGCGCCACCUCGGCCGAGUGCUUCCUCGAGGCCGGCUACGCCGUCGUGUUCCUGCACCGCCAGUUCUCGCUGCUGCCCUACUCGCGCCAUUACAGCCACACCCCGACCGCCUGCUUCCUGGAUUUCCUGCACGAGGAGGAGGAGGGGUCAUCGCAGGACGGCGACGGGGCAGGCACAGGCACAGGCACAGGCACCGGCCGCGUCGUCGCCAACCCCGAGCACGCCGCCCGCAUGCUCGGCGUCCUGCGCAAGUACCGCGCCGCCCGCCAGGGCGACCUGCUGCUCAUGCUGCCCUUCGUCACCAUCACCGACUACCUGUACGAGCUGCGCGCCGUCGCCCGCCUGAUGCGGCCCCUCGGCCCCCGCGGCCUGCUGUACCUGGCCGCCGCCGUCUCCGACUUCUUCGUCCCGCCCGAGCGCAUGGCCGAGCACAAGAUCCAGUCCACCAACGCCCUGGACCCGGAUCCCGGUGCCGCCGCCGCCGCCGCCCCUCCGGCCGCCAAGAAGCGAAAGCAGGACCAGGCCGCCGCCGCCGCCGCCGCCGCCGCCGGUGGCGAGCCACCGCUCCCAGAUGACGACGACGGCGCCCAGGACCCGACAGCGGCUGCGGCCGACGACGGCGAGACGUUUGACAACUUCGACUCGUCCCCCCGCGUCCCCCGCUCCAAGCGCCUGGUCGUGGACCUGGACCCGGUGCCCAAGUUCCUCAAGAACCUGGUCGACGGCUGGGCGCCCCAGGGCAUGAUCGUGUCCUUCAAGCUCGAGACCGACCCGGCCAUCCUGGUCCACAAGGCCCGCUACUCGCUCGACCGCUACCAGCACCACCUCGUCAUCGGCAACCUGCUCGCCACCCGCAAGUGGGAGGUCGUCUUUGUCGCCCCCGCCUGCCCGGACCGCUGGAUCCGUCUGCCCACAGCCGCCGCCGCCGCCGCCGCAGGUUCCCAGGCAACCUCGGCCAGUGAAGAGAGGCCCAUAGACCCGGCCGCGCUGCCCGACGGCGACCCGGACCUGGAGAUCGAGAGCCUCAUCAUCCCCGCCGUGCAGGAGCUGCACUCGAGACAUAUGGAAUCGUACCAGAGCCGGGCGAUGGACACCACUGCCGCGUAAGCCGGCUUCGGUCGGCCCACUUUUCCAUCUUUAAUAUCCCGCCUUUUCCUACCCUCUCCAUACUUCUCUGUAUCAAUCUGGGACGGGUAGAUUUGCUCAUGGGUACAACAUUUUACAUGAAUGAGUGUAAUCUUUGGCCUUGUGAACCAUGAGGGGGGAAAGUGAAGCGGUUUUACACAUCAGUGCCUCGGAACACACCCCAUUUCUUUUUCUAAUUGUAGUCCCGUGACAGUCUGCUCUACAUUCCGCCACGCCCAAAAUGAAAGAUGCGGACUUAUGGUGAGGGGAUUGCGUAUGCUCGGCGGAGGGAGGUCCCUGAUCCUCGGGGGUCGGAGCAAGACGACGACCGAGCCGGUUCUUUGGUCGUGAUGGGCCCCAAAAGAGGCGUGCCGCUGAACCUCCUUCGCGCCUGUCAAACCCCGUCACAUAUCAUCCAGAAUCCAACGCAAGGAUGGCGACAGGCCGGGUGCGAGUAGCCGCAUGAGGAACCGACUGUCCCCCACCCAGGAGUAGUCGGUUGGCGAGGCUUCGAGCUCCUUUGGCUUAGAGAGACUAGCACCGCAGGCGGUUGUGUUGGGGUCGCCAAAGUUGAGUGAGUUGCUUCUGGUCUGUUUGCCAGGGACUGAACUGGCAAGAAUUCUUGUGGCGCCCUCCAACGAACUGGCUAGGCUGCGGUAGCAGGGUAAACACAUGACAGUGGGGUGUGAUGUUGUGUGACUGUCGUCUGGCCGCGUGCCGCAGAUCAACGACCACUGACUGCUGGGGUGGCCAAAUUGUUGGCGACGGCCGAAAGAAAACGGUGGGUGGACAGUGAUUCGGUUGGCAGACCAUGAUUGGUUUAGAGAGUGAUGUUUUACCACCUAUCUGCCAAAAUAUAAAUGCGAAACAGACAACUAAAAAUGACAGUCCAAUCGCCU